GUGUGAGUGUCUGAUGCUCCGGGGGGAAGAGGCCAGAGGAUGGAGCGAGGUAAGGGGAGACAAGUGCCUGAUGCCCCCAGGGGCUGUGCAAUGUUGUCCCUACUCGCCCAGAGGGCUUAGUGGCAGGGGUAUUGCUGUUGCAGGAUUUGCCCUUAAUCCUAUCUCGCCUUCCUGUUAGCAAAAUAAUCCUGUUUGAAUACUGGGCUCCCUGGUGGCUUCAGGUGAGCUGGGGAUACACAGGGCUCCCGCCUCCUUUAAAUCAGUUCCUCCAUUGUGCCUGGGAGUGUUAGUCAGAAACUGUUAUUAGAGGCAGAAUGGUCUGUGUAUGGAAACAACAUACUGGGCAGGGCCAGACCAUCACCCUGUAGUCAUAUUGCUGUGUCCAGGUCCUUCUGCUGGUGUCUGUCGCUCUCAUUCCACUGCAGCUGAUAUUAGGUCGGAAAAUCUUUGGGGCAACGACCACAUCUUUUUAUGUAUUUUUAAAGGGCCAAGGGCACUAUUGGGGUGGCUUAAAAACAAGACAAAACUAAUAUCUUGGGGCUUGCCUACACAUGGCGUUAUUCCUGAUUAACUCCCCAUGUGGACACUUUUGUUUUGGAAUAAUGGUGCCAUGUUUCUUUUUAGCAUAACCCACUUUCAAAGGAUCAGAGCUAACUCCAUAUGUAGACAAGCCUUAAGUAACCAACUGAGCUGGAAACUUUUUUUUAAUGCGAAUGUAAACUUCUCCAAAAAUCAAGGAGCCUGUUUCCCUCCAUGUACCGUGAUGGAAAAACUUGCUAUUUGCCACUGACACUAGUCCAGAGAUGGGAAACAAAAAUAACUGGCCUGUGGUAAUUCUGCUGGGGUGGGCUGGCUGCCGUGAUAAACACCUGGCGAAAUACAGCACCAUCUACCAUCAGAAGGGGUGCACAGUUAUCCGCUACACAGCUCCAUGGAAGAUGACGUUUUUUGCAGAAUCCUUUGGCAUCAGGUCCCUCCGGACCCCAGCUAGAAAGCUGCUGGAGCUGCUCUUUGACUAUAAAAUUGAAAAGAAACCGCUGCUGUUUCAUGUGUUCAGCAAUGGCGGGGUCAUGCUUUACCGCUACAUCCUAGAGCUCAUCCACACGCAUGGGCAAUUCAGCAGCCUCAAGGUGGUGGGCACCAUUUUUGAUAGCGCCCCCGGCAGAAGAAACGUGACGGGGAGUCUGCGUGCCUUGGCAGUUGUCUUGGGAUCAACUAACGUGCUGCUGAAGUAUUGUCUCCUGCUUGUCUUCACCGUCCUGGUGGUGGUGCUGCGGAUCUUGCUGUAUCCAGUGACUCGCUUCUUCCAUGAGACCCAUUAUGAUGCCUUGCUGAAGGGGCCUUCGAGGUGGCCCGAGCUCUACCUCUACUCCAAGGGUGACAGGAUCAUCCUGGCCAGUGACAUAGAGCACAUGAUUGAGGCCCGGAGGCAGCACAAUGUUGCAGUGAGAGCUGUGGACUUCUCAGACUCUGCUCAUGUCAGUCACUUGCUGGCAUAUCCCUCCUAUUACAUGAGCCUCUGCACUUCUUUCAUGUAUGACUGCGCUGGAUGCUCAUAGGUUCCACCCAGGCGGAGGUAGCAAGUACCUGUGUAAAGACCCCCAGCAGAUGCUCCUUCACUGGGAUCACACCAGAAACAAACUGUGCGUGCUCUCUCUCUGCCUCUCUUUCUUCAGCAUCUCUUCUGCUUACAAUAAAAUCCUGAUCCCAACAUCCUUCCCCAGAGCGUGGAGGCACAGAAUUGCUGAUUUCUCGGCAACCAAUGCACAGCUGGGUGUCUGAAGCCUCCAAAUCAGUUGUUGGGCUGGGCAGAGGUGAUGGUGCUAAGUAGAGCCAAAAGAGUCUAAAUGAAUAUAACUUACCCAAUAGGGGUAAAAUCCUGACCCCACUGAAGUCAGUGGGAGGUUUGCCAGAGCUGGAAUUUCACCACAGGAGGCCAGAGAAAGGAGUGCAUUACUGUGAGUGGGGGAGCACUGCACCCCCCUUUUUAUACCCUCUUCCUCUCUCCCUGCUGCCCUCCACUAUCGUAGUUCCUGAUGUAUAACUUACAUCACCGUCCACAUCCACUCUCCAGCUUGUUACACUGGAGCAAUUCUGUGACCCAGGGCUCUCCAAUUAGCCUAGGUUUGGGGUUUUUUUAUCUGCUACUUCCUCCGGCCCACUGAGUCAGCUGAAGCUCUGCAGUGUCAGCUCAUUCUCCCACUCCCCACCCCACCCUUCUAUUUACACUCCUCUUGCCCAGCCCUGCGUAUAGUCCCAUUGAGGAGGACAGAAUGAGACUCUUGGCAGAGCCUUCAAUAGGGCAGAUCAAUGCAGGUCCCUCCCUAUCCCUGCCCGGGAGGCACUGCACCUCAGCCCUACUCCUAGCUGGAGAUCAGCUGCAGCAAUCAAACGCAGGGUCUCCAAAAGGGCAGUGCAGGUAACUGCGAGUCAAUGUGUCAGCCUGGUUCUGUUUAAUAGGGCUGGAGCAGAAUGGCCAAGGGGUUGCUGCCUUGCUGGAUGACUCAACCCCCCAUAGCUGAGUUAAUUUAAAGCUUUAUCUGUGAAAUAUC
Molecule: messenger RNA, 2552 nt
Organism: Gopherus evgoodei (Goodes thornscrub tortoise)
Lineage: Eukaryota; Metazoa; Chordata; Testudines; Testudinidae
Gene: TMEM53
Product: transmembrane protein 53
Exons: 3
Coding region: 804-1559 (251 amino acids)
Source: RefSeq, a predicted model, not a curated record